AUGCCAAAAGGAAAAGGAAAGGGUGGUGGUGGUGGCGGCGGCAGUGGUGCCAAAGCCGGCGCCUCGGGUUCAGAGAGCAAGAAAGGCGAUACUGCUGAAGGUGCCUCAAAAGCUCCAGCCAAGGGUGGCAAUUCCGUUAAGGUGCGUCACAUUUUGUGUGAGAAGCAGGGUAAAGCACUGGAGGCAAUAGAGCAGUUGAAGAGUGGCCAGAAGUUCAACGCCGUGGCAGAGCAGUACAGCGAGGACAAGGCACGCUCCGGUGGUGACCUCGGCUGGAUGGCCCGUGGCUCCAUGGUGGGGCCCUUUCAGGAGGCAGCUUUCGCACUCCCAGUCUCCACGGUGGACAAACCAGUGUACACGGAUCCUCCAGUGAAGACCAAAUUCGGCUACCACGUAAUUAUGGUCGAGGGCAAGAAGUAA
Echinococcus granulosus is the source of this 420-nucleotide messenger RNA. RefSeq names its product Peptidyl-prolyl cis-trans isomerase NIMA-interacting 4. The transcript is spliced from 3 exons. Gene Ontology annotation, molecular function: DNA binding; peptidyl-prolyl cis-trans isomerase activity. NCBI's taxonomy places the organism in Eukaryota, Metazoa, Platyhelminthes, Cestoda, Cyclophyllidea, Taeniidae. Bases 1 to 420 code for a protein of 139 amino acids. Gene Ontology annotation, biological process: rRNA processing. The record is from RefSeq and is a predicted model, not a curated record.